UAAAUCAUGAAUUUUUCCGUUGCUAAUGCCGUUGUGGAAUGCAAUUCUUAUUUUUCACGUGCACUGUCAUUUAACACUUCCAUUAUUGUAAUUUUUCUGUGCUUGGGAUUACUGGGAAACGUUCAAGUUUUAUACCUUUACAAAUACAAGAUGCCUCAAACAGAGGAACGGUUCUUCAUACCACAUUUAGCCGUGGCGGAUCUACUUUCCUGUGUGUGUUUAGCUUUCCUGGGUAUUACUAUUAACUUCAAUUACAUUAAUUUUUCACAUGAAGUCUUAUGCCAAUUUCUUCAUUAUAUUUCUUGGGUGACAACCUCAUGGUCAGCUUUUAUCCUUUUGAUGAUUUCAAUCAGCAGAUAUCUGAAGAUUUGUCGUCCAAAUGGAAAACAGAUGUCAAUUUUCGCCAAAAAGUGCGCCGUAGGUUGUUGCCUGAUAUUUUCAAUUAUUAAUACACUUCCCGUUGGUUACUUUGCUGGAUAUCGGUAUCAGGAUGUAAAUUGUUUGCAAAAUAAUAUAACCGUGAAGAUGUGCGAAUUAAGGGAGUUUGAAGGAACAACACACAUUUUAAAAAUGGUUUAUAUUUUCUUUGAAAUAUUUGUCCUCUUUUCCAAUGUGGGAAUCACUGGAGCAUUGUAUAUUCCAAUUGGCCUUCAAAUUUUCCGCCGAUUUAAAGGAAGAACUGAUAAAAAAUUUACCUACCAGGUAAACGAUGUGUCAUUUGGGAAGAAAGAUAAAAAAUCACUAGGAAACUUAGAAUCAGAAGUGGAAAUGGAAGUAAUGAGAUCUGAAAACAAAGGAAACGAAUAUUCAAAGACUGAAGCUGGCCUUGAUAAUGAAAUAAGGAAGCAAGCAUUUCGAGGUCCUUUGGCAGAUGCUGGAAAUUCUAGCCAAAGCUCGGGUAAAAAGUCGGAUGUUAUUACAACUAGAAAAAAGAAAUCAAGCACACGGAAGAAAAGGAAUAAAAACGUCAGAAAUAACUUCACUUACAUGUUUAUUACUAUCAUUGUAUUUUAUAUUUUAUCCUACUUCCCAACACUUGUAACUAUACUUUUGGCAACGGACGAUCCAUUCCACUUCUGGUAUUCCAUGGAUGUAGUGACUUUAAAUGUUGUUAUGUUAAUGAGGCGAUCAUCUAUUAUUAACCAUAUUGUCAAUCCUAUCAUCUAUGGGUACUUUGAUUUAACAUUCAGAAAAGCGUUCAUGAAGUCUCUCAGAAAAAUGUGCAAAUAGAUAAUAAUGACAC
Messenger RNA from Saccostrea echinata, 1243 nucleotides. RefSeq names its product alpha-2 adrenergic receptor-like. NCBI's taxonomy places the organism in Eukaryota, Metazoa, Mollusca, Bivalvia, Ostreida, Ostreidae. Gene Ontology annotation, biological process: neuropeptide signaling pathway. The transcript is spliced from 2 exons. Gene Ontology annotation, molecular function: neuropeptide receptor activity. The record is from RefSeq and is a predicted model, not a curated record. Bases 7 to 1230 code for a protein of 407 amino acids. Gene Ontology annotation, cellular component: membrane.